Messenger RNA from Mya arenaria, 1769 nucleotides. RefSeq lists its product as uncharacterized. The record is from RefSeq and is a predicted model, not a curated record. Lineage: Eukaryota; Metazoa; Mollusca; Bivalvia; Myida; Myidae. Bases 189 to 1433 code for a protein of 414 amino acids. The transcript is spliced from 7 exons. Gene Ontology annotation, molecular function: ubiquitin-protein transferase activity.
AUCAUUGUGGCAGCCAAUCACAAUUAUAUUAUGACAGGGUAUAGAAACUUGCAAUUCGAUCCUCGAUCAAUAAUGUAGGUCGAACAUGAACUGAACUGAUUGUUAUCUUUUAAAAUGUUUUAACGGUUGUUAAUCAUGUAUCUAGGUACAUACCUGUUUAAAUGGAAAAUAUGACAUAGAUUGCAAAAAUGAAUUCCAACAUAAGAGGUGUGUUUGCUGCAGGUUCUAAGCCGACACCACCUCCAAAGGAAAAGGAUAAAACGCCUUCUGUUGUAAAGGAAGCCUGCAUCACUGCAACAUGGCUUACACAAGCCACGACCGUCCCCGAUCUGGUUUCAUAUCGUAUGGAGUGGCUUCCGAUCCUGGACAGAAUUAUCGGCGAGAACAAAGUCAUAGUAUCUCUUAAAGUUGACAGAGAAAACCUAUUUCAACAAGUCAUUGAUUUCUACAAGAAAUGCAACCCAAAGCAACACGUUCAAGUGAUAGUAAGAUUCGUUAACGAACAAGCAUUAGAUGGAGCAGGCGUCAGACGGGAAUUGUAUUACACGUUCUUCGAAGAAUGUCUUGGUGAAAGAAGGCAUAUGUUUGUUGGUGAAGGUCGACACAAGUUUCCAUCCAAUGAAAUGAACUUUGUCAACAAAGGCUAUUUUGAGGCUCUAGGGCGAGCAAUUGUUGCAUCUGUACUGAACGGUGACUGCGGGUUUCCAUAUCUCUCACCCAUAGUCUACAAAUAUCUCGUUGGAGAAGAUUAUACCGACCUUCUGACGCUAGAUGCUGUGCCAGAUCCAAGCAUUAAAGCUUUGGUCAAAGAUCUGAGGGCUGCUAAAUCUGCUGAUGAUUUGCUGGCUGUGAUAGAUAGCAAAGAAGGUGCUGUAAUUGACCAUAUUGGAUGGCCACCAGGACAAACAUUUACGCUGAAGAACAUUGAAUCCCUAAUUCAACAGCUGAUAAAGUGGGACAUUGUGGACAAAAGAAAGAGUUCUAUGGACAAUUUAAAGCUUGGCUUAGAGCACAUGGGAUUCCUGCAAAAGACAAAGAGAAAUCCGAGUCUUUUGCCCCUGUUGGUGUUCUCAGAAAAGCACCGCAUAACGGCGUACUAUUUAACGACAAAACUUAGCCCCAAAAUUCAGGAUUUGAAAUGUGAUGGUGAUCAUAAAAAGGAAUCAGCCAAGUCGUUUAUGUUAGAUUGGUUACAUAAUCUAACUGACGAAGACGCCGAAAGCUUCUAUCAGUUCGUAACGGGAUCCGCAGAUCCAACGGUGGCUGAUGAGGAAAUAGUUCUGGAGUUCAACACUUUCGAAAAAGGACAAAAGUUUCCCAAAGCUUCCACAUGCUCUUUCAUCUUCAGAAUUCCACUUGGCAACGCAAAUUCUAGCGAGUUCCAGAAAUCUAUCAAGGUUGCGUUGGACAAUGCUAAAUGCGGCUUUGACUAAAGAGAAAAUGAAAACUCGGUUUCGUGUUAUUCUACUAUGACACAAAACUAAAAUUGGUUGGUUGCUACAUAGAGAAUUAAGAGUGUAUUUUUUAUGAGUGACUUAAUUCUUUGGUUUGGUCAUAUUUAGCCAAAACAAUGUUGAUUUGCCAUUAUUUAUCCAAGUAUUACUCUGAAUCAAUCAAUCAAAUCAUUUAAAUGUGCGAAGUGGCCAAAAACAUAACCGGUCCACAUAUUAUCAAAGUUUUUUUUUAUAAUUGGCUGCAGAUCGUUAUAACAGUGGAUUUUAAUGUUAUUUUAGUCUUAACGUACAUAACAAAAGCAUGCAUAAGCAAAA